Molecule: messenger RNA, 790 nt
Organism: Limanda limanda (common dab)
Lineage: Eukaryota; Metazoa; Chordata; Actinopteri; Pleuronectiformes; Pleuronectidae
Product: transmembrane 4 L6 family member 1-like
Exons: 5
Coding region: 1-615 (204 amino acids)
Cellular component (GO): membrane
Source: RefSeq, a predicted model, not a curated record
AUGUGUGUGUCGAGGUGUCUACAGUGUGUGGGCAUGUCUCUGGUUCCCAUGGCAAUCAUCUGCAUGUUGUCCAACAUCCUGCUGCUGUUUCCUGAGCUGAAGACCAACUUCCUGUUGGAGGGUCAUGUGACCAGGGAGGCCACAUGGGCCACAGGCCUCUGGGCGUCAGGCUUUCUGGUUCUUCUCGGAGCGCGAGCGUCUGUUCGCAGCAGCGGCGCCAGAGGCUGCUGCGCAUUCAGGCGUCAGAUGUUGUGUCAGGUGCUGAGCUCCAGCGGGUGUCUGGUGGCCGCCGGCGGCUGUUGUCUGGUCAGUGUCACCGGCCUCAUCCAGGGGCCUCUCUGUCUCUACAGCACCCCCACUGGCCCCAUGUGGGGGGUCCCACUGAGGCCCCUCCAUGACUGUCAAUCAAGUUACCUGUACAACGCCACCCUGUGGUCAGGAGUGUGUCUGCAGCCUCGUGCUGUGGUUCAGUGGAAUGUGGUUCUGUUCAGUGUGAUGGGGGGGGCGAGCGGGCUGCAGACCCUCCUCUGUGCAGCGAACGUCCUGAACUCAGUGCUGGGCCUGCUGCUGGGACCAGGUCUCCAUGGCAACAAGGUCAGUCCAGUCUCAGUUUAAGACGCCCCCUGGUGGAUCCUGAAUGAGGACAACAUUCAACACUUCAUGAUAUCAAGUUAUAAAAUCUUAGAAAUGGGUUGAAAUCGUUGAGCUUGAAAAUGAGUUUUAUUUUGAAAAGCACUGAAGCACUUUGGAUAAAAUAAGACUUAAAGAUAAAUAAUGUCAAUUAUUAUUA